AUGCUGUGCCAAGAAUGCAAGGCCGUGUUCAAACGGCCUAUGUCCCUGAAGAAGGAGUCUAGCCGGCUAGAGUUCCUGAUUGCUACGUUCAAAUACGAUAUUUCCCUGCGUGAUUUUGAAGCGAAAGCCAAGCGCUGCUAUAUCUGCCGAGGCAUCCUCCGAGAGAUCGUCAAAGCUAACAGACCUGAGCUACAAGGGGACUCGGCCCUGCAGAUUCAGUACAGCCAUGGGAUCCUGGCUAACCAGACAAGAAACGGGCCUUGGUUCCGAAGUGGAGUAAAGCUCGAUGGAUCGUUCCUCGCGGGGGCUUGGAUGCAUUUUGAAAAGGCCAAAGAUGAAGAAACGCCUAAUCUAAUGGGCGCAAGCACCGGCUCAAAAGAGAGCUUAGACUUUCUGAAAGACUGUCUGGAGAAAUGCCGCACUGAACAUCAGUCUUGUCCUUCUACGAGCUCCGGUGCUGCUUGGGUUCCUACCCGGCUCAUCCAAGUUGAACAAGACAGCAUAAGACUUGUGGACUCUUCUGAAACAACCAUAUCUGACCCAUUUGUCUCUCUCAGUCACUGUUGGGGAGGCGCUGAGAUUUUGAAGCUCACCACCGGGAACAUCAAUGUCUUGAAAGACGACAUUCCCUUCCUCGAGCUGCCAGAGACGUUUCAAGACGCAAUCCAAGUCGUCAGAAGCCUGGGCAUUAGAUAUAUCUGGAUUGAUUCACUGUGUAUUAUACAAAAUUCGGAUCAAGAUUGGCAGAAGGAAGCAAGCACCAUGCUUGAGGUGUACAAGUAUGCCUUGUUCAACAUCGCAGCAACUGCCUCGACCAACAGCUUCGGGGGUUUAUUUCAGGACAGAGAUUCCCACCUCGUGCAGUCAGAGGUAGUUGACCUCGACACCGAGGCCAUCAAAGGUCGAUUUCAUCUCGUGGACCAUGGAUACUUUGCUCAAGCUGUUGACGAGGCUCCGCUUAAUCUUCGAUCGUGGGUUGCCCAGGAACGCAUGUUGUCGCCUCGCAUCGCGCAUUUUGCAUUUGACCAAGUCAUAUGGGACUGCGCUGAAUUAACCGCUUGCGAGUCACUUCCUCAUGGUUCAACGGCCUGGUCCAGAUAUGAGGCAAGGCCGAUGACGUUUGGAUGCAAGCAGGGUUCGGCCUUGCUCUCACCUGCAAAGACCGUCGAUGAGGGCUUAGGCCAGUGGGGGACCAUUGUCAACACCUACUCUGCCUGUGGCUUGACAGUGCUUGGAGACAAGCUUAUCGCCAUCUCAGGCGUAGCCAACCACCUACGAGAUGAGCUCAAGAUGGAGUACUGUGUCGGUCUGUGGAGGCCCAAGAUGGAGAUACAACUCGCAUGGGUCGUGCAGAGUCUGCAGGCCGAUCGACCACCUCGUAACGAUCUUGCUCCAACAUGGUCUUGGGCAUCGCUCAAUGGAGCGGUGCAUCUACAGCAAGUCAAUAUUUACGAAGGAUACGAUGUCAGCCCACUAUGUUCCAUCACUGAGGUCAGUCUUCGUCGGGACACUGAUGAGCAUCGUGGUGAGAAGGUCUCUGGGUAUCUUCGCAUGCGAUGCGCUCUUAACCCCAUCACAAUCGAAGGCGAUUCGAAGUCCUGUCGAAUGCGGGGGAAGGGAAUGGAGGAGCACGGCAGAGCCGCUCAUGUUGACUCGCCUGACGUUGUCGGGGCGGAGCGGCUCUUUUUCGUGCCUCUGUUUGACGUUCAGGCGCCAAUGUCAUUUGAACAGAGGUGGAAGGUCAGUUCAGAGAUUAGAGGUAUUAUUGUUCAAGGUGUCAUGGGACGACCGGGAGUGUAUACGCGGUGUGGGCAUGCUUUCAUCAGUGGUGCUGUUCGCACCGACACGAGGAAGUUUGACGAGACGUACGACGCACUCAAGUCGCCAGCGGGGAAGGCUGAGCUACCCUGUGAGGAGUAUGACGCAGAUUCUGGUCAUCUCAUCAAGCUGGUGUGA
Messenger RNA from Fusarium keratoplasticum, 1956 nucleotides. RefSeq names its product HET domain-containing protein. The record is from RefSeq and is a predicted model, not a curated record. The transcript has 2 exons. NCBI's taxonomy places the organism in Eukaryota, Fungi, Ascomycota, Sordariomycetes, Hypocreales, Nectriaceae. Bases 1 to 1956 code for a protein of 651 amino acids.